Molecule: messenger RNA, 2728 nt
Organism: Pseudo-nitzschia multistriata
Lineage: Eukaryota; Bacillariophyta; Bacillariophyceae; Bacillariales; Bacillariaceae
Source: the annotation of a GenBank genome assembly
GACCAAAAAGGUCAUCGAAGGUACGUUCUACAUCUUGUGUCAUCUCUUGAUGACUGGGCUUAAUUUGUUGCUACCGAAUCACGGAAUAUUUUAUUUUCUGACCAACGCCACACACGGAUACUCCUGCAUGAUACAUAUGUUCAGAAUUGAGAAAAUCCGCAGACCAUUCGUAUCCCGUCGAGAAACGAAUCAUUGCUCUUACAAACGCAUGCGCCGAAUUCGAUCAUCUUGAUGAUUCCCGACACAAUCUGGAGCUCCAGAAUGGCGCGGCGUUGGUAUUGUGCAAGGUCUUGGCUGUGAUAGUAAAUGAUAUUGAUGCCAACUUAAAAAGCUGUGGAUAUGACUUUGAUGUCGAACAUAACUAUGACCAAAAGUCGRCAGGUAGUGAUCAAAGCAAUMACUACUAUGGUGUUGGCGAGGRAAAAAAUGAAAACCAUGAAGAAAAGAAUAUCAAAGAAAAUCAUACAACAUACGAGGAAGAUCAAAGAGCAAAAUCUGGCACAGCUCGAAAGGUCAUCACAAACUCUAACGAAGACGACAGCCGUGAUGACAACAACGACGACGCCCUUCGAAUGAUCGCAACGGCUUUGGAAAUGGUCUUUCGUGGCCAAGCUAUCUUCGUUCAUUCUGCAUAUGACAAAUGUGGAGGCACUCCUACUGAGCACGCAGAAGGACUAGUCGGGGCAACGCCACCGGGGCUUGUGCCCUUGUUACUUAGGCUUAUUGACCGUGCUGAGGGAUUGAAUUGUGGUCGCCGAAUGAAAAGGUACAAUGCCGAUGUGACCCUCGUCAAUACUACCAAAGUCUUGCUAUACUUGUCACGUGUUCCCGAGCUACGAAUGCAACUAGCCAGACAAGAGGCCCUGAUAGAUGUCUUGAGUCGGGUGGCAAAGAACGAGAUUUACACCAAUAAUYAUUUUGAGAAYUCAGAAUUUGGCUCAUCUGGUUGUACCGCACUCAACAGAGAAGCCCAGAUUACYAAGGUGCGUGUAAUUGCAAAUCUCGUGAAUCAAGAAGAAAAUAAACCAUUAUUGCUAAACCAUGGACUAUCAGAAGAAUCUCAUAGCAACGGAAACGACGGUAGCCGUUCAGCAAUUGGAUUGCUCGAUGCCCUUCUUCGAGUUGCACACAUGGACCCGAACAUGAGGGCACGCGAAUAUGCCGGGUUGGCAUUGAUGGAUUUAGCAAGCUCUCCAUCAAAUCAAAUUCCCAUGGCCAAGAAUGGGAGACUUCUUGGAACGCUUGUGAAGAUGAUCUUGGUAGAAACAAAUGCUGGAAUGCGGGAAUCAGCAAUUACUGCGCUACAAAAUCUGGCCUUCGCGAAGGAAAAUCGAAUACUACUUGUUUCCUUCAAGCAUGGGAUUGUUCUAGAGGCUUUGAUCAAGGCAUUGUCUAACAGUGGRAAUGGCUACAAUGAAAAAUCAAGGCGCCGGGCGGCAGGGGCCCUUACUAAUUUGGCUUGCGAAGAAAGCACUGAGCUCAUGGGAAGGCACAAAGGUUUACUACGGAGUUUGGCCAUUGUUAGUACCAAGGACGAGUCUCCAGAAGUCCAAUCUCGUGCAGCCAUGGCACUGACGAAGUUGGCAGCGAGCGUUACGGUGAAAAUGGAGAGUCAUACAUUUGCUAAACCAGAAUAUGAGAUCAACUCUCAAGAGAAUCACCUUCCAGACACUUCCACUGAGAGUGAAGGUAUUUACGCGACCCUCUUAGAUGCAUUGGUUGUCGCAUCGCUCAGUCCCGUCUCAAAUAGUGUUUCUGCCGUCUUGCGGGUCAAGGCACGCGAUCCCGAAAACCGGUGUCUGAUGGCCCAGCACCCUGGGAUCUUGGAUACUUUAGCUGACAUGUGUUUGUAUGAUGACAAUAGGGGUGAUGAAGAUGGAGUGGUWCGUAAUGUUCGCAGUGGUAUAAGGGGCCGAAAUGCGAACAAUCUGUUGCAAAAAGAUGGCAAAGAGACCCAUAUGUAUGAAAUUGAUAUCCUAAAAGAUCGGGACAAUGCAACCCGGGCGCUCAUGCAUUUGACAAAUGAAUCMAAAAAUCGAAUAGUAAUGUGCACCCCCCCGGUCUUAAACGCAUUAGUUCGAGGGGCAUCAGUAACAGACGAAGAAAUUCAAGUCAACAAUACCAAUCAACUCAAACAAAAGCAACUCACCGAUGUUAGGAAUUCGGCCAUUCGAGCAAUCGAAAGACUAGCGACUGAGUUUUCAAAUCGCCGCGUCAUGGCCCACCACGAAGGAUUGUUGGUAGCCAUUGCUCUUGCUACAGAGCGCGAAGCCAAGCUCGAAGCACAUGAACUGAUGAUUGCUGGGGGCAGCUGUGAAGACUCAAUGUAUGGCGCAAGUAAUUUGUCCGUUUCACCGAUGAAAGCGAGAACGCUUCAGGAACAACCAUCUCCUCAUUAUGCAUACCUAGCGAAGCCUUUGUUGAUGAGUUUGCUAGUUGCCAUGUAACCAUSAGUAUCGGAAGAAAUCUGCAACGACGAUUCGUUAGGUUCAAGCCAUUUUCUCGGGCCAGCAUCAGGAAAAAGGCAGACUUUGUGUAACCAAAAUGCGAGAGAUUUGAUUUCCUUCUGAAUGCAUGAAAAUGUGCUGGUGAAGGUAUUUUUAGACUGCCUUCGACAUAACCAGGGUCUUGCAAUAGUGGCAGGAGUAGCAUUGGAGUAGAUGUCUGUGUCUAUUUUGAUAUUAUAACAUAACGCAAUAUUUGAGUGAAAUAAUAUUUCGCUGACUGA